Messenger RNA from Linum trigynum, 8029 nucleotides. The record is from the annotation of a GenBank genome assembly. NCBI's taxonomy places the organism in Eukaryota, Viridiplantae, Streptophyta, Magnoliopsida, Malpighiales, Linaceae.
UAGGUGGAGGAGGAUAGGCGGUUGUCGAGUCCGAUGGGAAGGUUUGGAGAGACGGUGAUGGUUGAGCCUUUAGUAGCAUAGGAGCCCGGGGCACUGUUUAUCUUUAAUAAACUCAAAAGUCAACCUAGAAGAUCAACCAAAUGAACUGAUGUUAAGAGAUCACACAUUACUGUCAAAGAAACUAAAUAACCCACCAGUCAGCUCUCCAAGCAAGAACACUCAAUCUUUCCAUAUAUACCCCUCCGAAAAUUGCUUUGCUUAACAAUAUAGGUGAAGGAGGUUAGGCGGUUGUCGAGUCCUAUGGGAAGGUUUUGGAGAGACGAUGAUGGUUGAUCGUUCAGUACGUAGGUCGGGACACCAUUUAGACAUAUUUACAUUAGUUGCGGCUUUUCAAUCCGCAUUCGACAAACCCACAUCACUCAACAUUUCCAUAUUUACCCCUCUCUUAAAGACACAUGUUAUACAUAUUGACUCAAAACUUCUAUGUUCAAAAAUAUUGUUGUUUUAUGGUAGUUAUAUUAUUUAAGUCUAUGUCAAGAAUUUUGCACCGCUUCUACACAUUCAAUACUGCAAUUCGAUGUGCAAUAUUUGCACCAAUGAUAUUAGGCUUGUGAUUUUAAAAUUAUUCUCCUUUUAUAAGAUAAAUAGAAAUAGAAUUAAUUAUUAAACGUGAAUUAAAAUAAUCAAAGUAUGAAAAUAGAAGUAUCAAAUACCAACAAAAAUAUUUAGGGGAGAGUUAGUGACUUAGCUAACUGUAAUGGAAAAUUCCAAUGAUUUUUCAGAUUUAAGUUUCCUGUAUGUUUUUAAUUUAAAAGGUUUAAACAAAUUUGCUUAGUCUAACUGAUUAUGUUUCUUGUCUUUUCUCAAAGAGAUCAUAAUUCGAAUCUCAUCACUUAUGUACUUUUCCUGUAAAUAAGAAAAUAAUAAAUGACUGUGAAGACGAAUCUACCAUUCAUACUUUUGCAAUGGAUGUAAGGAUUUUGUAAUGGAGGAAGCACCUUUCCCAUUUCACUCUUAUAUUAGGUGUAGCGAAAGUAACCCGGUGGUUGAGUGUUUAGUGGGUCGGACACUAUUUUUGCUCGUUUACAUUAGUAGCACCUUUUCCAUUUGCGUUGGGCAAACCAACAAUACUCAAUCUAUCCAUAUUUACCCCACCAAGAAUUUCUCUUGCUUAAUAAUAGAGGUAGAGGAGGUUAGUCGGUUGUUGAGCCUGAUGAGAAGUUUGGAGAGACGGCGAUGGUUGAGCGUUUAGUGGGUCGGGGCACUAUUUGGACCUGUUUACAUUAGUAGCGUCUUUUCCAUCCGCGUUUGGCAAACCAACAUCACUCAAGCUUUCCAUAUUUACCCCUCUCUUAAAGACACAUGUGCCUCAUAUUCACUCAAAAGUUGUAUUUAAAAGUAUCGUUACUUUAUGAUAGUUAUAACAAUUAAUUCUAUGUUAAGAAUUCUACAUCGCUUCUACACAUUCAAGAGUUAAAUUCAAUAUAUGCAAUAUUUGAAUCAAUGACAUUUCGGUUGCUAAUAGUGGUGGAAAAGUCUCAUAUUUUUCAGAUUUAAGCUUCUGUAUGUUUUUAUUUGAAAAAUAUCACACAAAUGUGUUUAUUGUAACUGGUUAUGUUUCUUAUCUUUGUUUGAAGAGACCACAGUUCAAAUCCCAUUACUAAUGUAUUUUUUAUGUAAAUAAGAAAAUAAUAAGUGAUUGUGAAGACGAAUCUACCGUUCCUACUUUCACUCCGGAUGAAGGAAAUUUGAAAUGGGGCUUCAAGUUUUCUCAUUUGGCUUUUCUUUAUUGUGUAGAUUAGUCAUUUUUUUAUAAUAAAAAUACUUGAAGAUUAAAGGGUAAUGGCUAUUUAUCAGCCAAACCUUUUUCACAUUUUUUUAUUAGCCAAACCUAUUAAAAUAUUAAUAAUUAGCCAAAUCUUGUGUAAUUCAUUAAAUUAUUAGCCAUUUUUACGUUAUCAUUAAUAAUUUUCUAACUCUUUUCUUAGUUAGAAUACUAAAAUUUUGAAAUGUCGACAUUCAUGUUUCUCUUCCAAAUUAGUAUCAUAUUGCUAAGUUAAUAUUAGUAAAAAAAUUACUAACUUUUUUUUGACGAAACGAUCACUUGCAUUAAACAAGAAAACCAAGUUACAUAUGACCUAGCUCCAACCAAAGCCAAGAAUGAAAAUCAAACACAUUACACCCCGUAGGAAACAAACACAGGGCCUUCUUAGCCACCAAAUGGGCUACCCUAUUGUUUUGCCUACGCACAAACUUAAUAUGAAACCCGGGCAACGCCGAAAGAAAAUGGCGAACUUCCUCAAAUAUGGCCCCACCAGAAGCGUCUGAGAUGCCCCCUGCAGUGACCUUAUCAAUGACUACCUUCGCAUCACCUUCCAUCAAUACAUCCUCAAAGGCAAGACGAUGGCACCACCGGAUGGCAUCCCGAAACGUGGAUAACUCCACCAACAUGGGAUUCUAAAGACCGCUAUACAUCACUCCGUGUACCGCCAACACCAUACCUGCUGCAUCACGUAAAACCAUUCUUCCUGCUGCAUUGGAUCCCUCACGGACUGCACCAUCAAAAGAGCAGAUAAUUCCCCCUGUCGAAUCCCCCUGGCCAGCAGGCAAUCCCACAUUCUGCGUCAGAGCAGGUGUAGCACCACCCCGUCCCUCCUCCUGCGGAAACUGCAACCACUCAUUCGCUUGAAAAAGGAACUCCUGUCUAAGAAUAGAUGGAAGGGUCUGUUGUCCCUCAAAUGCUACCGAGUACCGACCCUUCCAAAUUCUCCACAACAAGCACACCAACCGAACUACAUGGGAAGGCGAAGCAUCGCGUUCCAGGAAGCGCCGGAAAAUAUUAAAACACUUGGUAGGGAGUAUCUCCAACUCAGCGGCCCAGACCCGCAGCUUCCCACAAUCCGCGCGCCACAAGGCAAUGCAAAAAAAGAUGUUCAGUAGUCUCCUCGAUCGCCCAACAAACCGGGCAUCGAGCAAGAACUAGCACCUUCUUCUCUAGCAGAGCUCCAUAGUUGGCAAGAUUCGGUGCAAGAGCUCCCACACAAAGAACUUAAGGUUAAAGGCCUGUUUACUUUCAUUUCUGUUUCCUGUAUUUGAGAAAACAUAUGUUGAAAACAGGUGAAAACAAUAUUUUUUCGUUUCCGAAAACAGCAAGAAGCUGCCACUUUCUGUUUUCAGAGUUGAAAACGAAUAAAAAGUAGAAUGAAAAGUAAACAGAUUUUCUCAUUUCAGUUGCCAAAUUUAUGACAUGAAAACAGAAAACGAAAAUGAAAGUGAACAAUGACUAGGUUGGAUUGGUAACAAAAUUACUUAGCUUGAAAUUAAUAUUUGGUUAAUUCUUAGUAUUAUUUGUUUUUUAAUAAAAAAAUCCAAAACAUUACCAAGAGAGCUAACAAGAAGUCAUAUUAUUCAUUCGUGUCGUUCGUUCGUAGCUGUAGCAAAGCAAGAGCGAGUUCUGUCAAAUUCCUCCUCUCAAAUGGCGUCGACUUCGAGGCAUGUUUCGGUCAUCUUCCUCCUCCUCUCCGUCUUGAUCGGGCUCCUCUCCACCUCCGUCUCCGCCGGAAGGCCCUGUAAGACUCUCUACAUCUCCUCCUACACCGUCUCCGUCAGGCCUCUUCACUCCUUCCGCUACCCUAACCCUAAUUUCGGUCGUCGCUCCGCGGGGUUCGUGGCAAUUGUGACCGAAAUCGGCCACCAGAGCUCCUCGGAAUCCUCAUCCAACAUGAUUAGCGAUCGCGCCGUCUUCCCCGGCCUCGAAUUCGGGAAUCAUGUCGCUGGUGGCUCGCGAUUCGUCCCACGGGAUGAGCGGCAGCAAGAGGAGCACCAGGGCUACGCCGGUCUUCUCCCCUUCGGGCUUUCGUCCCACGAGAUGAGCUCUCUCCGAGACCGUACUAAGGAUAUCCUAAGCGUGGUUGUGGCUUUGCUCUUUGGCGUCGGCUGUGGAGCUCUCACUGCCGCGACUAUGUACCUGGUCUGGUCGCUCUUCGCCGUGCGCUCUGCCGCCUACUACGACGAAUUGUACGACGAUGAUGAGGAAGAGGAAGAAGAAGAUGCAUCGCCUAAGAAGAUGGGUUAUGUCAAAAUCCCCGAAGCCGAGAAAGGUGCUGCUCCUGUUAAAGCUGUGGUAUGAACUCACAACAGGGGUUUUCUGUUUCCCAUCUGUUUUCUAUCGUGUCUCGUUACAGUAUAACAGGAGGAAAAGUAAUUUGCAGUCUUGCGAUCCGAGCGAGCGUAUUUGACUUUGCCCUUGCUUUAUAUUAUGUUAAAAAGCUAUCUGUGCCUUCUUAAUGUUUUCUAUCAGCCAUUCUCUCUGUUGUUGCUGCUGAUAGAUGGUGGAACCUACUUGUGACAUUUGCUCCCAUUGCUAUGAAUGUUCAUUUCCGGCUGUUUGUUUUGCUUAUCUGAUUCUCCAUUUUGCCUAGCUUCCUCUUAGAUUCAGAUACAUGGUUGCAUUUGUUAUCAUUUCGGUCUCGUCUUUCUGGCAAAAUCAUUUUGGUUUCUCUGUAGCAUGUAUGGUGGGAUUGGAAUGAGUUGGGGGCUGAUGCUCAUUGGUAUGAUCUGUGUAUUUGUUCCCACGAGAUGACUACAUUGGUGAUGGUAUUCCUUUGUUUAAACUUGUAAGGAUUAACUUGUGUAUUCCUCAUUCCUUGAGCGAGGUAACUUGGUAGUUGAUUCGAGAGUUCAGUCUGUUAUCAAGAAGCAUUAGGAAGAACGGCCACAGCCAUACCGUAUUUUACUGUCAUCUUGAUCUUGUUGACUGGUUUUAUCAGAAUGCAUGAAUCAGUGUUUUGCUCUUUGGUUGGCAACCGAACUUGUAUCUUUGCUUGCUAAUGUGGGCUGGAAUUUGUAGCUGACAUGAAAAUGGCAGAUUCUUGUGCUUCUAAGAUCCGAAUUACAGCUUCAGGACAAUUGAAUUUGACUUUUAAAGACGAACGGGUUUAAGCUUUGAAUUAGUUUCAGAGUAUUGUUCUUAGGUUGAGGUUAAUUCAACAGAAAUAUAUUCUUUGGGAGUGGUGGGGCAUUUUCUAGUAUUGCAGUGGGGUGGGGUAUAUUAGUUCUUUGGUAUGGUAUUCAGAGCAAGGUUGUCAAAACGGUAACAAGGAUUUGACUAGUGGAAUGAUAUGACUUGUGGUACAAUCGAGUUAUGACGACUGUAAUAGAAUCCAUUAAAAUGGAAAAUUAUUAAUACUAAAUAAAUUAGUUAGGAAGAAGACUUAAAAGGGAAAAUCAUUAAUACUAAAUAAAUUAGUCAGGAAGAAGACUUAAAAGGGUGUAGAUUAGGGUACAAAACUUUGUAGUUUUAUAGUACUACAAAACAAUAAUUGAUGACUGAGAUUGAGGUGAUUUAAUCGAUACCUUUUAUAAUGGAUGGAUAAGAUUGAGAGUAGGUGAUCUAGUGGUUAUAUUUGUUGGGGGGUAAGAAGGAAAUGUAGGAAUUUGUGAAGAGGGUUGAUCGGAUUUUGGGGUAGUUGACCGAAUUUGGGAAGAAGGUUGAAUGACAGGCUUUGACUCGCUAAAACACAACUCUUAAUAAUGUUCAAGUGUAACUAGUGAAAGCGACUGCAGUAAUGUGGAUUCAGUUCUACUUAUAAAUUUGUGUCCUAGAUGUACUGACUAUUCAGUGAAUUUUUUAUUAUUUAGCGGUUGAAGUGUAGAGAAGUUUGUUGCAUGCAAAGCAGAAAAGAAAGCAGGUGAAUGUUCUGGUUUUCAUAUGCAAGAGAGGUCACUUAAGUAUUUGUCCCCCUAGCUCCUCAAUUAGGUACUAGUUGUAAUUCCCUUAGUUGUUUCACUGAUGAUCAAACUGCAAAAGACACAAUAAUAGCAUGGAAUCUUGAUUAAAGCAGACCAAGCCCACUUAGAAAAAGUAUCCGGCGGGCGACUAACCUCCACCAGAAUAAAAUGUCAAGGUAAUACACAAAAAUCUCCUCUAUUGGUUUGAAUUACAUUAUAGAGCAAUAAAUUGAUCGACUCUCGCACAAUGGAUUCACUACUUCCAAUUGAAGAAGCUCUUUUAACCCAAUUGAAGAAGCUCUUUCACUGAUGAUUAAACUGCAAAAGACAAAAUAAUAGCAUGGAAUCUUGAUUAAAGCAGACCAAGCCCUCUUAGAAAAAGUAUCCGGCGGGCGACUAACCUCCACCAGAAUAAAAUGUCAAGGUAAUACACAAAAAUCUCCUCUAUUGGAGUGAAUUACAUUAUAGAGCAAUAAAUUGAUCGACUCUCGCACAAUGGAUUCACUACUUCCAAUUGAAGAAGCUCUUUUAACCCAAUCAGAUUUUAUCUCUCCUAGGUUAAAGCCAAAAUCAAUAGAAUGUGCUCAAAACUCAAUUGACUCAAAUAAUCAUGCCUCAAUUGAAUAAAACCAAUUAGUAUAACAUCCAAAAGUUCACCAAAAAAAAAUCAUAACACAUGGAACUAGGGUUCUUCAUACCCAACUGAAAAGGAGGUUUACGACAUAGAGAGAAAGGAAAACCAUAAUCGGAGUAGUCAUACUCGUGAAGAUGUGUAUAAUAAGUUUCGGGAUGUCGAUUUGCUCUCCAAGAUUCAAAGGUAGUAUAUCAGCUCAAAUCAGCUCCACGGUUUUGUUCAUCGUCACUUUCUCUUUUUAGAACUCUAUUUUUGCUGUCAAAAGUCGGAUCCCUUUCAAAAGGCUCAAAAUUGUGAGUUAUACCUGAUUCUGGCCAAAACAUGGUCGUGUUUUGGUGCCGGUGUUUUUGCCAUGCCCUUGUUUUUGCCCUUUCCCACAUUUCACUUAAGUUUCCUAGGAAAGGGAGAAACACUAGCACUCGAGGGAGAAACACGGGCGGUGCUUGUGUUUUCGUUUUGCCCGUGUUUUGUCCCUUCCCCACGAUUCCUAUCGGCAUAAGUAACACUGUCCUUGGAUGGAGAAACAGAGUCGCUAUUUUGCCUCUAGUUCACUUUUGAGUGGCUAUUGAUUGACCAAACGACCUCUGAUUGACUCGAAACUUGCGCAUAUGCCUCCCUUUACUUGUUAGGGCCUGAAAUGUGACAAAAGAAUGCAACCUAGCAUUAAAUAGGCUAAGGAAUGAUAAAAACCAAGCCAAACGACUAAGAAAUUAGGGAAAAAAACAUGUGUAUCAUGGUAUUAUUGAAUUCUCCCACACUUAACGUUUGCUGUCCCCAAGCAAACCAAGUAAGACACGAGGUGCUCAAAACAUCUUAACCAUGUAGACUCUAGGGACAUAUCAUAGAGGCACACAAAUACAUGAAACACCUUGGCUAUUUGACAUCGAUACACGAACAACAACAACAACAACCUCGACAACCACCACACAUAUGACAUCCGAAUGUUGCAAAAACAUGGAAAUGAAGAGAUUCCUCUCUGUUCACAUACCAAAAAAUGACUUGUUUCAACUACUCACUUGUCAUAGUCACCCAUGCAUAAAGAUCAAGAAAUCAGAAUCAAAGACUGAGCAAUCUAGGUCCUCUUCAAGAUAAAUAUUAUGGAAAAAUGACUCACCGUUCACUCUCCACGAGUGGAGUCGGGACAAUUUGUUGCAAAGGAUGUGCAUACUCAAUCUCUCAUCAUUAACACAUCUUCGCCAUGGUAGUAGCUUCUAAGAGUUAGAGUUCGCAAAAUAGGUGUCGCAACUAACUUGUUAGGAGGACUUGACCGGGUUGCAAUGUAACUAGCCGGGGGCUUGGACAUGGGGAACAUGAUAUGAGGCGGUGGAUGCAUACAACCAAAGUUCCACAAUUCCAACCAAAUCAAAUACACAUGAAUUAUGCAUAGCAACUUUCCAUGCUAAUGCUGCUUCUAGCGUAUUUUAAGCACAAGAGUGUCGGAGAUAACAAACUUUUCUGUAAUAUUAAACUUUUUGUGGCAGCUCUCUUUCUUUAUUUUCAUUCGUUUUUUUUUAUUUCCUUGAGAGCUAACUAUCUUGCCACUUUUUUUAAACUCUAAGAACACAUUGCUCAACUUUUAGGCACUUACUCCAUCAUGCACUUUCAACAAAUCAUGCAAAAAUCAACUAUGUGGAUUCUUGAAGAAAACAAAUGAGACUAGAACAU